Molecule: messenger RNA, 1360 nt
Organism: Tilletiopsis washingtonensis
Lineage: Eukaryota; Fungi; Basidiomycota; Exobasidiomycetes; Entylomatales
Exons: 1
Coding region: 132-1073 (313 amino acids)
Source: RefSeq, a predicted model, not a curated record
CGGCCGCCGGCGCUCCAACUCCACACACGCUGCGGCGAGUGACAGGCGAUCCCAAGCAGAUGCGGAAAGCACCAAGGCAGCAGCGGCGGCGGAGCGGCUGAGUUGCGCAGCGCUGCGGUGUGCUUCGCCGGAUGAGCUUGUUGCCCUCGGGCGCUGCUUGCCGUGGGAGGCCGGCGUUGCUGGGGUGCCCGCAUGCGCUGCGACAGGGCCCUGCACAGACGCACGGUGCACAGCAGCAGCAGGCAGCGUCCUCCACGCACCAGCACCAGAGAUGGCAGCAUGCGGCGCUGCCUCGGUGCGGAAGCAUGGCGCUGCGGCUGAGUUGUGAGCCGCGGCCCUCGAGGCGGAGGCGGAGGCCGCCGCGAAGGGAGAAGUUGGCGCUGCCAAACGCCGCCGCCGCGUGUGGUGCGGCUGCUGCUUGCGCUGGCCAGGCGCCACAGCAGCAGCGCGCACGACGGACGCGCAGCAGGCGGACUUUGGCGCGCCCAUGUUCCGGAUGCGGCAGCAACGCGCAUCUGGGCCGCACGCAGGCCUUGUCUCGCCGCUUUGCCGCAGGCCCGCUGCACCAUCCCACACCUCCGGGCGGCGUCUGCAGGCUGCCAUGCUGCAUGUGCGGCGUGCUGCCUGCGUCAAUGCUGCCGCCCUGCGGUGCUGUCGCCUCUGCACAGCGCAGAUCAACAGAUCGCAGCGGGCAGCAAAGCGCACUCAAGCAUGCAGCCGCAGUGCAGCAGCAGCAUAGCUGGCUGUGCAGCGGUGCAGCCGAGCCGGCGCCGAGUGCGGGUGCUCCUUCGAUGCACGGCGCUGCGUUCCCGCGCCAUGGCGCUGCCGGCCGCCGAGCUGGCGCCGCUCUUGGUGCGCCAGGGCUCCCCGAUCGCGUUCGUGCGCAUGUCUCGGAUUACCACGAGCGGCUGCCUACCGUGCGCAACGCAGGGCUGGAGGCGUCGGGAGCGGCUUCUGAGCGCUGCAUGCCGCAGGCUGCACGCUUGGCGACGCCUCUGUGGCGACGACAGAGAUCGAAGGGCGGCAACGGCGCAACAUUGAAGCCGAGCGGCGCACAGUCCAGGUGGUGCUGAGGAUGGUCCUCCAGGCGCGGCACGUGGGAUGCGCUUGUGAGCCAGCUGCUGGCGCUCGCUGCCGCCUCACCGGUGCGUCCCAGCCGGCCCGCUGCGCCGCAGCCUCAAGUGCGAGUCCGUUGUCCGACAGACUCUUGAUGCUGGGAGGACGGAUAUGGAUGGUGGAGGAGAGGGACGGCAGGGCGGAUGAGCGGCGGAGUGCGGCCGACGGCGCCGAGGCGCACUUUGCGGGACUCGGCACGCGACGCGCGCCUCACGCUUCGAUGCUUCGCGCCUUCGCCGUGCUG